CAGAAGAAGAAGAAGCGCGCGCCGGCGGUGUCUGUCACAGCACAAGUGAAGAAGGCUCGGAGCAGAGAUGAGCUACAGUCCGCGCGGACACUGACACUCAUGGACAACGUGCUUUAGUAAAAUGGACACCAGCAAUUAUGCCACAACCCAGAAUGCUGCUGGUGGUGACAGGAGAUGAUUUUGGCUACUGUCCUCAGAGAAACCAGGGGAUCGUCGACUGUUUCCUGGCAGGAGGCAUCUCCAACGUGUCGCUGCUGGUUAACGCGACUGCGGCAAAAGAAGCGGCUGAUCUGGCUAAAAGACACAACAUCCCCAUCGGACUCCAUGCCAACCUGUCAGAGGGGAUCCCAGUGUGUCAGAGUGUGCAGCAGUCUUCCACGCUGAUAAACCAGCAUGGCUUCUUCCAGGGAAAGAUGGGCUUCCGUCAGGCGCUGGAGCGAGGCCAGCUCAGCAUGAAGCAGGUGGAGCAGGAGCUGCGGGCUCAGGUGCGGCUGUUCAGAGAGCUCACAGGUCACCUGCCCCAGCACAUGGACGGACACCAGCACAUCCAUGUGCUGCCAGAGGUGCGUGAGGUGUUUGCUCAGGUGCUCUCAGAUUUCAGGAUCCCGUACACGCGUGUUCCAGUGGAACUAGGUCUGCACAGCUGCCCGUGGCUGCCGCUGCACCUGCAGAGAUUCUACACGCAGGUGGAGAAGAACGCGCUGGACUCCAUUCCUGUCUUCACCCGCUAUGGAAUCAGGUGGCCAGACGUGUACCUGGGACUGACCACCAUGGGGCAGAACAUGUCCGUGCCACACCUGCAGAGGGCGCUCCACCACGCUCUGUCUGCAGGGCCCUCUUCAGGCUACAGCUCCAACAGUGCGUCGGGCUCGGAUCAAGCCGUGGUGACGGCAGAGCUCAUGGUCCACCCCGGUUACCCCAGUCGCCCUCAGGACGGCGGCUGUGGAGAGGGUCCCGACGAUUUCUCCCAGUCAGCUGACCGACAGCAUGAGCUGAGAGUGCUGAGCGAGCCGUCCCUGCUCGCCCUCUACAGUCAGGAGCGGGUACAGCUGUGUGCCUUCAAAGACCUCGCACUGCUGCUGCCCAAGAACGCCUGACGUGAGAGUGACGUGAGAGUGACGUGAGACGCCCGCCACACCACGUUCUCUCUCAGUGUUUCUCAUAAAAAUGCAACUUACAAGAAAACCUCAUAACUCCAUAAAUAGAAUUAGGAAAACGUCAUCUAAGAAGGAAAUGGUUAAUGUUUUACUACGAAACUGUAAAAUCGUAUGGAUUUUAGCUGCAGUGUUAAAAUCAAAUGAACUUUUAUAGAUUUUUAAAAUGUAUAUUAUUGGGACACAAGCAUAAGUGGCAUUCGUGUAAAUGUAGGGUACAAGUGAGGAUAAAUUGGAUUACUUUUAGAUCUAUUUAUUUUUUUAAGUAAUAUGUACAGCUUCUACUACACAUACAGUAUGUUAAGCUAUAAAUAGCAAAAGUUAUAAAAAUCAUUAUUGAUUAUUAUGACUAUUUUCUUUUAUUAACUUUAAUUGAUUUUGGAGUUAUGUUAUUUAUAUUUACAUACUGUAUAUAAUGAAAUCAUCUAGUUGGAUCUUAAUAUCUCCAACACUAUCUUUAAUCCGUUAAAAGUAUCAUUAGAAAGGUUAAGUAGGAUUUUAUCAGGAUUUUUAUUGUCAAGUGAACCGUGUGUGUAGGUUUAUAUAUUUUAUAUAUAAACAAAUCUUAAAAAGUCUUAAGAUAAAGUAAAUGUAAAAAACCAACCCUCCAAUUAUAUGCGUUAAUGAGACGUUUGAUCAUAAUUCAUAUUUAAUCCAUUCAUUAUUAUUGCGAUGAUUGAAAAAAUGUUGAAACAUUGCAGAUAGGAUCCGUUUUCUGUGUGUGAACAUUUAUUAAUUUACGAAACGAAACAGGAAGCUCCCUGUUGUGGCACAUUAGAAAAUAAAUCACAAGGACUGUAUGCUGGCGAGCGAGACAGGACUUUGAAGUCGCUCCUGAAAUAUUAGCGAAAUAUUAGUUUUUCUCCAUUCACGAGAUGAUUUGAACGAUUUCUCUCUGAUUGAAGCAAAGAGACCAGAGAAUCUUCACUUUUAAGAGGCUGAAAACAUCUGAGAAUUUGCUGUAAUUAUUAUAACCGAUGAAUGGAUUAUAAAACGAGUUGAUGAUGAAUUUAAUGGUUGAAGCCUCCGAGCACAUGGUCUGGGGUUAAACAGCAGGACGUUCACUGCCACAGUUGUGACGUGGUUUCUAUAGAUCCUGGUGUGUUGAUCAGGCCGAUGUAACCUGUUACGUUGUGAGAUGAUUUGAUGAUUUGAUGAUGAUGAUGAUGAGAAUGUUAUUUUAUUUUUAUUUAAAUGCAUUCCAUGUGCUGCUGCUGCACACUACAGUACUCCUAUACCACAUAUUUGUGUUUAUGGUUUAGUUUUCUGUUUGACUACAAUGUGGGAGUGAACAGCAGAGGUCAGGGGUCACAGUGGUAAAACAUGUGAUCAGUGUACACAGAGAGGUGUAAUCACAGCCCACAGUUCUCCCCCCCGACUGCUUCCUCGUCCCCCUUUCGUCCACAUUCCUCCGUCCUCUCUCUUUCCUGCCAGUCACAUUAACAUGUUUACAGCAGCUGUCGACGGGAUUUCUCGGGAUAAAAAAACACAUGGCUGUAGAUUUUUCCAGGGUUCCCAAUCCUUGAAAGUUUUUGAAAAUUGCUCUAAAUAGACCUGGGUCAUUGAAAGUGUUGGAAUUGUGUUAAGUUGAUAUUUAGGUAAAUGUCUUUUCUUUCUUAUGACUGUUUCAUGCUUUGUUUGAUGUAGACGAGGCAGACAUGACAAACAUGACUCUGUCCAUUUGGUCCUUGAAUUUGAGAGGAUUGGUCCUGGAAAGUUCUUGACAAGUCCUUGAAUUGAAUGUCAACCAAGGUGUGGGAACCCUGUGUAAAGAAAUCCAGUUUUCAAACCUUUACUUCACCCAUGUGCACAUGGUUACACAUGCAUGCAUCUGUAUCAGGGGAAACGUCACAGUGAUCUCAGGGUGUGUGUGUACAUGUGUUUUUAACGCCGUUCAACAGUAAAGUACAGUUUUAAUAUUUACCUUUAUUGUAACCUUUAAUGUCAACGUCUGUGUUGAAACUCUUGUCUUUGAAUUCCGUGAUUAAUCACCAGAGCCGACACAGUAGUGUGGGCUAAUAAUAAAUGACAUCAUGAUA
Solea senegalensis (Senegalese sole) is the source of this 3193-nucleotide messenger RNA. RefSeq names its product carbohydrate deacetylase-like. The transcript has 6 exons. NCBI's taxonomy places the organism in Eukaryota, Metazoa, Chordata, Actinopteri, Pleuronectiformes, Soleidae. The record is from RefSeq and is a predicted model, not a curated record. Gene Ontology annotation, biological process: carbohydrate metabolic process. Gene Ontology annotation, molecular function: deacetylase activity. The coding region runs from base 138 to 1097 and encodes 319 amino acids.